Orbicella faveolata is the source of this 4663-nucleotide messenger RNA. RefSeq names its product tRNA (32-2'-O)-methyltransferase regulator THADA-like. Gene Ontology annotation, biological process: tRNA methylation. The record is from RefSeq and is a predicted model, not a curated record. Gene Ontology annotation, cellular component: cytosol. Lineage: Eukaryota; Metazoa; Cnidaria; Anthozoa; Scleractinia; Merulinidae.
GUCAAGAGUAUGACUUUUGUGUGAAACACAUUGGUACAUUUCUCUGAUUGUUGUUACAAUUAUAUGUGCCUUUAAGGAGCACCAAUGUCGGGUGCUAUUUGAUGCGACUAUACAGCACGAAAACGACCCACAUCAUGUGCGAAAUCCAGCUUUAAAAUGUUUUCAAACCAGAUUGAUCCUCACCGUAUGCUUUUCUCUUUAUUACUUAUGUGCUCACACUUGACAUGCAUACACAGUGUUGACUAGAAUGACAUAACUGUGAAUGAAUGAGCCUUUCUAAACUUUUAGUAACAUUCCAGUUUUGAUAGUAUAGUAUCAUAUGAACAUGCCAAGCAUCAUUUUUAUUUGAAUUGCGAGAGAAAGAUUUACAGACGUGAGAGAUCAUCGCAGUAAUGUAUGCAACUUGGGUAGCUGGAAAUAAAGCCUGAGGGUUUUUUUUCGGCGUUAUGGUCGCAGCUGCCUAAAGUGGGUAGAUAACUGCAAUGAUCUCUCAUGCCUCAAUUGUGUAGCGUGUUCUUAUUAGAGAACUGUUUGGCUUACAGAUUCGCGAUACAGCAUUCUACCUACUCCAAGAACACUUUUCAUGGCCUCUGAUAUUGCUAGAGAACGAUUCCACAGGCAAAGCAUCUGCCAGUAUAUUGCUACAAAAGGCCUUGACUCUAGUGAGAAGCCCAAAAGUACAAGACUGUGAGAGUGCAGCUGUUAUAUUUCGACUUAUUCAAAGAAAAUAUGUGUCAGAAUUAGAAUGGGACUGUAACUUCUUGACUGUGGAAGUGAAACCCUCCGCAAUCCUUGCCAGUAAAUCAAGUAGCAGUGGGAAGCUGUUUAGUGUUGUUCAAAUGCUGCAGCAACUCUUGGCUGAACUCAAAAUGCAUGUGAAGGCUGCACAGGACGACAUGAAGUUUGCAUCACGAAAUGCACCAGGCCAUGGCAUUUCAUUGGCCAUGGCACAAAGUGUUGAGGAAACAUUCGAUGAUAUCAAGGACGCUGAGCUGUGUAAACUGCGUGGUGUAGAGUGUUGGCGUCAGCUGCAGACUGUACUGUAUGACACUGUGGACACUGCUGUUCACAUCAUUACUGACAUGAUGGACACGCUGUCUGGAAACUACGGCAGCACUCAUGCAAUUGGUGGGGCGUCAUUUGCUGAUAUAGGUCAAGCCUUGGAUGAAAUAUUAUCGUUCUCAAUGGAUGUGAGUGAUGAGGAAACCAAAGAACCCUUUUCUGUCCAGUCGCACAAAGACAUUGUUAUUUCAUGUUGCUGGCUUCGUAUCAAGUGUGCAUGUCAGCUUCUGGCGGUUAUCUUUGAAAAGAACACAGUUAAACUUGAGCAUAUGUCUAUGGCUACAUUACUUGAUGAUGAAUCUCUCAAGCUUGUCGCAGAAACAGCAUGCAAAGUUAUACUACAGUGCAGGCACCAGGGUGUCGUCCAAAAUUGUCGGGGAAGUUUUAUGAGGAUUUGCCAGUGUCUAUUCCAUUCAUCACAGCCAUGUCUUCACUGUUUGCCAAACACAUGGUUAAAUGAGAUGUUGAGCACAGUGUCUUCAACAAGCUCUGUGACCUCCGUUACUAGACGCAGUGCUGGGCUUCCUGUGGUUUUCUCGACCAUUUUGUCAUGCGAACCAACAUCUGGACAAAGACCUCUGUUAAAACAGUGUAUGGAGUCUCUUUUGGACACUGCAGCAUCACCUCUUCCUACUGUGAUCGACGAACAUAAAGAUCUGCCUCAGGUACACGCAAUCAAUAUUCUCAAAGCUCUCUAUCAAGACACUUCUCUUGGUUGUGGAGUUCUACAGUACGCCUCACAAGGAACUGUAAUGGCUGUCACUGGCUUUGCAUCCUCGUCAUGGGCGGUUAGAAAUGCUUCUAUGCAGCUGUUUGGUUCCUUGGUAAAGCGAAUGCUCGGUCAGCGGCGAGGAACAGAUGACGACCGUGAAAUGAACGCAAUCAAUGCCAUGGACUUUUUUAACAGCUAUCCUGCUUUGCAUAAUUUCUUCCUCAGUCAUUUACAAAGCACAUCAGAUUCUGUUUCUAACACCUCGCUGUUUUCACCAAUGUCAAGACCUGAACUGUUUCCUAUUCUAACACUUCUGUCCAACCUUCACCCAUGCCCUGAAGCCAAUGAAAGUUCCUCGAGCCUUUUGUCAGGCUUUGUCCCUCAUCUCCAAUCACUAUCUUCAUGUCCAACCUAUGCAGUGCGUGUUGUUUCUGCGAAAGCUCUUGUACCAUUCAUACCAUGUGAACAUUUGUUAAACAAGGCAAAAGAACUGGUAAAGCUCCUGCCAGGGCCUGGGGAGAGUUUUUCACAGAACUUUCUUCAUGGAACGUUGCUCCAGAUCAGUGCUGUUCUUCAAGCUGUUACGUGGUCUGCGGUAACCACGACUGGCAGUGGUCUCCUAAAUGAAAUACUGAACAAGAAUUGGAUAUGUUCCUCUAAUAAUUGCUGUCCUUUAACACGAGCUUCCUUCCUCAGUAUUGUCAUGAAGUUUGGGCCUUUACUUGGGAAAGACUUUGAACGUGAUUUUAAACCAGUGCAGUGCAUAGUGAUGGAUAGUUUAGAAGCAUCAGAUCGUGGAGCUAAUCACACAUCACCAGGUGACGCAGAGUGGCACCGUACACUAGUCAGGGCGUGUCUGGAGUGUCAGUUUCAUCAGACGUGGCCCAAAGAUAACAAAACCAAAGAACAGAGAAGCCUGCUAUCCCUUCUUCUUUCAUCAACAGACAAGGAAAGGAGAUUAGCUGCUUUGGAAUAUUUAUCCAAAAAAUCGCGUCAAAUGCCGAACUCGAUCCAAGUCGAUCUAGUGGAUCUUAUAAUUACCGAGAGGGAUCAUGGUUGUGUUGUGGUUGCACUGGACAUGUUUGUGGAGGUCUGGGGCGGGUUAGAUUCUUGUUUAUUGUCUUACGCUGACUUGAAAAUCCUCUGGGACAAAUUGGCGUCAUUUGCUCGUCAGUCACGUGGAGUUAGUGUGGCUGGUAAAGCCAUUCCUGCUUACAGCAUUGCUCUCAAGCUUAUGAUCAACUGUCAAGAAACCAACUCAUCGGAAUUACAAGCGAUGUUAUCACAGUGGCGUGAAUUGAUCGAGACCUAUUGUCAAUGGGAGCAAGAUGAAGUAUUAAGGCUUGGGACAGUUCAGUCAUUACAGUAUUUUGGGGUCACUGUAUUGUGGUAUGUGAUGAAGUGUAAAGAGGAAAGUGAUCUGGAACAGCCGUGUUUUGUAGAGACUGCCAUCAGUGUUCUUAGUUCAACUCUGUGUUUGCUACAAGAUGAAGAAGAGGACGUAAGAUCCACUGCAGCUCAGUUUGUCACUUUCAUCUCUGAGCCUGCAAGCAGUGUGACCUGCUCAGCGGCCUUACAACUCGCAUUUCAUUUCAUGGUUAAACACUUUUGGUCCGUUCCAGCAUGUUGGGUAGCCAUGGAAAUCAUGAUACGAGGACACAAAUCCACUCAGGAUGUCUUGAAAGAAUACUCACGAGCGAAACAAAUGCUGUUUGAGCAGGAGGACUCGAACCUUUAUGUUGAGCCCGUGAUCUUUGCCAAAAUGGUUGUGGAGCACUUCAAGCUUGUUAUCAGCAAGAUACUGCCAUGUGAUAAAAAUAACGUUACAGAUNAUUUCCUUGAGUGGUUUGUGACCGCGUGUCAGAGACUCGAAAACGAUCUUCGGGCACUGAGUGAAUCAGGUUUAGAGGAUUACGGAUCUCUUUCCAAUCCUAAACCAUUUACUGUACGGUUUCGUGUCAUGUGUAUGGCGCAAGUGCUUUGGUGUGUGAUCAACAGUGGUGUGAGGAACGAUUCAUGCUUAAAGGAAAUCAAUGCUGUCAAAGAACUGCUGGUGAAGAUGGUGCAGGACAUUAUUCAGGUGAACAACCCGCUUCAUCCAUGGCUUACAGAACAUGCGAGCGAGUUAAUAAGCAUAAUCUGUGAACAAGAAGAAGCUAAAUAAGAGUAAAUACAGCGAUACGAGAAGAGGGGAUGAUAUCUUUGUAAUGUACACGUGUACGUUGUGACGAGGUCCUUCAAGUAGCAGCCAGCUGUGAACUGAACAUUGACCUUUAGGCUACCUUGUCUGUUCGAAGUCGUAAUCACAGCAUGAAGGACACUACAUUUGUCUUGGAAGCGGAUCAUUUGUGUCAAGAAAGACUUAGCUGCUGAAGAAGUGUUUUGUUGCCGUCUACAGAUAAAAUGAUCCAGGCUUUUUACAAAUUUGUUCAGUACUUAUUUUGUUGAAGGGCUUUUUUAAUAUACCUUUUCAUGCUUCACACAAAUAAGAGGUGACAUUUUAGGACAGUGAACUGUACAAAUCUACGAUUAAAGACCGUCCAAGAGCAAUGAAAGAGCUGCAAAAGUAAUGAAAGAGCUACAAAAGCGAGCAAAGUCCCACUGACGUUUGGUCGUAAGCUCAAAGUUAGAAUGAAAUGUUAUUAAUGCUAAGUCCAAACUAUAGGUGGUCGACGAAAAAGAAACGCUAACGAUAAAAAAAAAAUUAUUGUCUUGAGCAAUGAGUCUUGUACGAAAGGAGUCAGUCUGUGUUCUAAUUAGGGUUGAUAUUCAACGAAUAGCAUCACAUAUCCGAGGCAAUCAAUGGGGACACUUUCUCGAUUUCUUUUAGAAGGCUAAUGUGAGUUUCUAGUCGCCGAGAUCUUGUUUUAAAAAUGUGAUGUUGUCGUC